ACUAGUCACUACGUACGUCCCUACUCGAGUAAGCAUGGCGAUGGGUACCCCACCACUAGUUGAUGUGCUAUCGCCGCUCGACCCCGAGGAAUUCGCCGUGGAGUCGCGCGCUGCGGUUGACUUCAUCGCGCGCUACUACCGCGAUAUCGAGAAGUAUCCGGUCCGGUCAGAAGCCGAGCCAGGUAGCCUUCGCAGGCUUCUAUCCGAUGAGCCACCGGAAAACGGUGAGCCCAUGGAUGGAAUACUGGCGGACGUACAACAAUACAUCGUGCCAGGACUGACACACUUCCAGAGCCCCAACUUCUUUGCCUACUACCCAUUCAACGCGAGCACGGCGGGGUUCGUCGGCGAGGUCCUCUGUGCCGGUCUCAACGUUGCACCGUUCACAUGGGUUGCCUCACCGCUCGCGACCGAACUUGAAGGCGUCAUGAUGGACUGGAUAGGCAAGCUGAUGGGCCUUCCAGACAGUUUCCUCUUCUCCGGCGGCGGUGGUGGGGUGCUGCACGGAAGCACCUGCGAAGCCGUGAUCUGCACGCUUGUCGCCGCACGCGAUCGAGCGUUGAACAGGCUCACCCAUGAAGGCAUCCUCAAAAUGGUGGUCUACGCCUCAGAUCAGAGCCAUAGCACCUUCCAAAAGGGUGCGAAGCUGGUCGGAAUUCCACCAUCAAACUUCCGAGUCAUCCAGACGUCGGCGGCAUCCAGCUACGGCCUAACGUUGGACGGUGUCCGCAACGCGGUCGAGGCUGACAUAGCCAGGGGGCUUGUGCCACUGUACCUGUGUGCAACAGUUGGGACGACCGGUGUCGGAGCGGUUGAUCCGGUGGGUGAGCUUGGUGAGUUGGCACAACACUACGGAAUGUGGCUACAUGUUGAUGCUGCAUACGCCGGUAGCGCGUUGAUCUGCCCCGAGUUCCAGGAUUGCAUCCAGGGUGUCGGGCUCGCGGACUCCGUGAGCAUGAACCCGCAUAAGUGGUUCCUCACCAACAUGGACUGUUGCUGCCUGUGGGUUACCAGCCCAGCCGUGCUUACCUCCGCACUCUCUAUCACUCCAGAGUACCUCAAUGAUAUCAGCCAUGGAAGUGUGGCGAAGACGGAUAUGAUCGAUUACAAGGACUGGCAGAUUGCAUUGACACGCAGGUUCCGAGCCAUAAAGUUGUGGGUGGUGCUACGCAGAUACGGCGCUGUGGGCUUACGAGCGAACAUCAGGAGGCAUGUCGAGAUGGCCAAGUGGUUUGAAUUGGCGUUGAAGGCAGACGAUCGAUUCGAGGUCAUUGUGCCGAGGAGAUUCUCCCUUGUGUGCUUCCGCUUCCGCCCAAGGUAUGAGGGUGACCACACAGUGGACGCCUUGAACCGUAAGUUUCUCAAUGCGGUGAACGCGAGUGGGAAAGCCUUCAUGAUACACACUAUCGUGGACAACAAGUGCGUUAUCCGUCUGGCAAUAGGUGCUACCAUGACGGAGAUGCGACACAUCCGUGACACGUUUGAGCUGGUUCAGGAGAAAGCCACCGAAAUAGGACAGGACCGUGACUAGUGUAGUACUCUCUCCCUCUCUCUGUAAACUAAUAUAAAAGCGUUUAGAUCACUAGUUUACAGAGGGAGUACUACACAUGAUAUCCCGUGCCUCUGCGUUGUUGCACAAUCAAUCAUAUACUUAGUGAUUAAAAUAACCACAUAAAAUAAAGGAUAUUGUAACUGCAUGCAGUGUAUCUAGUAAAAAUAAGCUUUAAAUAGCAGGCAUCGAUCGCUUUGUCAGUUUGGCUUGAGCAUA
This is a messenger RNA of Triticum urartu, 1768 nucleotides long. The record is from RefSeq and is a predicted model, not a curated record. NCBI's taxonomy places the organism in Eukaryota, Viridiplantae, Streptophyta, Magnoliopsida, Poales, Poaceae.